AUGCUCGAAUACCUGCGAUUGAAGUUGCUGGUGACAUCCAUUCGCCUCCCAGUGGCCAUCAAAGCUUUCAUCUCCGGCUCUCGCCCUCAGCCUGACGAAGUAAUACACAUUCCAUCAAGAGAGCCUGGUCGGGUCAUCAACGCAAAUGUUUACAAAGCAACUCUACGGAACGGUCCACAGCCGGUACUGAUCAACUUCCAUGGGAGUGGCUUCGUUCUCCCAUUGCAUGGUAGCGACGAUGAGUUCUGCCGACAUAUUUCCACAAACACAGAUUAUACCGUAAUCGAUGUUGCAUAUCGCCUGGCUCCCGAAUAUCCCUUUCCCGCCGCCCUCGAAGAUGUCGAAGAUGCCAUCAGAUGGGCAAAGAGCCAGCCAAAAAUCUACGAUCUCACCAGGCUCUCGACCUCAGGCUUCAGCGCAGGCGCCAAUCUGGCUCUCGUAGCUUCAGCAUCAAGUUUCACUAAAGGCACGAUCAACAGCGUGAUCGCCUACUACCCUCCCGUCGACAUCGCCCAGGACCCCGACUCCAAAGUCGCCCCCGAUCCCUCUGGUAACCCCAUUCCCGCAUCUCUCGCUCGCAUCUUUAACGACUGCUAUCUCCAGAGUGGCGUCGAUCCCAAAGAUCCUCGGGUUUCGCCGACGUUUCUCUCCGUGGACAGUUUCCCGAGUAAUCUGUUUUUGAUUACUUGUGGGUUGGAUACUCUUGCUCCGGAGGCGGAGGAACUGGCUGAGCGACUGAAGAAGGUCGAAGGAAUCAAUUUGGAGCAUAAGAGGAUGGAGAAGUGUGAUCAUGCGUGGAAUAUAAGCACACAAGAAGGAACACCGCAGGAUGCCGCUAAGAAAGAAGCCUAUGCCAUGACGGUGGACUUCCUGAAUCGUUUGGGAAUUUCAUGGCAAGGAUCUCGGCGAUAG
Molecule: messenger RNA, 912 nt
Organism: Zymoseptoria tritici IPO323
Lineage: Eukaryota; Fungi; Ascomycota; Dothideomycetes; Mycosphaerellales; Mycosphaerellaceae
Exons: 3
Coding region: 1-912 (303 amino acids)
Molecular function (GO): hydrolase activity
Source: RefSeq, a predicted model, not a curated record